CGCGUCAGAGUAAUGGAAUGUACUACGUCCGUUUAAUUGGAAAAACGCGAUGGGGGUGCGAGGUCAGUUGAGUGGACUCCCUCCUCCACUAAUAGGUAGCCACGAUACGAUCUCGGGCCGUCCAGUCGAGCGACGUUGGUGCGGCCGGUUGGACACUGGCUGCGGCCAACGCCUCGCUGCUUGAUAUCGAAAAACAUUCGCGCCACAAAACUACAUCAUCUGCUUUCGCCUACAAAGAUACAAUUUAACAACAAAUGGCCAUUGAGUGAAUUGAUUCCAUGCACCAUGGGCUGUACCAGCAGCGCACCAAAUAUGACCACAACAAAUCAUAACGCUACAGAAAAAAUAAUAGAGUUCAGUGAUGAAGGUGAACUGCCAAUAAAGGAUGAUGUCAAUGUUAUUUCCACAGACGAAGAAAAUGGGAAAAAUGAAAUAAAGGUGCUUCCGUGUGAUACUUUAGCCGAUCCUAUACAAUUAGAUAGUAAUAAUAAAUCAAUUAUAGAUACGUCCAAAUUGGACAUGGAUGAAGAUAUUCCUACAAACGGCGAGGGUGUGAUAGAUAAUGAAACUGAAGCCAAAGAAAAUGAAAAUUUCGAAACGGAACAAAAAUUGUCUUCUUUAGAAGAUGUAGUGGAAAAAGUAGUAGAGUUACAUGCAGCAAAUAUUUUGGAAAAAAGAACGCAAGAAGUUCCCGAAAUACCUGCUGAAACAGACGUUACUAUAGUUGAAAACACAAAUGUUGAAGAAUUCAACAAAACGCCAGAGAGAAUUGUAGAAUGUGAGAGUGAACCCAGUGACCAACCAUUAAAAGAGGAACCUCCGGAAGGAGAGUCGAGUCCCAGUCAGUCAACUAGCAGUCGCGCCACGCGGUGGGAAGCCCUAGCGGACAUCGCGGCAGAACUGCCUCCCUCACUUACGGUGGACCCAUUAACUGGACAAAUUUACGCACUGUCUAAAUAAAUAUUCGUGCUAUUGAAGCAUUUUAUUACUUAAUUAUUUAUCAGUGUUUUAAUAUUCAU
Ostrinia furnacalis (Asian corn borer) is the source of this 1019-nucleotide messenger RNA. RefSeq lists its product as uncharacterized. The transcript has 4 exons. The record is from RefSeq and is a predicted model, not a curated record. Bases 286 to 960 code for a protein of 224 amino acids. NCBI's taxonomy places the organism in Eukaryota, Metazoa, Arthropoda, Insecta, Lepidoptera, Crambidae.